GCAUGCGUGAAACCACAUGGCAUGUCGUGUGUGUGUACGUGUGAGGUGUCUGGACAAGAAAUAACAAUUAUGCGUGUGUUGGCUCUAGUAAGUGGGGGGAAGGACAGCUGCUAUAACAUGAUGAAGUGUGUGGCCGCUGGCCAUGAAAUUGUAGCUCUAGCCAAUUUACAACCAGAGCAAGAACUUGGAGAUGAGUUGGAUAGUUUCAUGUUCCAGACUGUCGGGCACGAGGGCGUGUCACUCAUAGCCGAGGCCAUGGGGAUUCCCCUGUACAGGACAUUUACGAAGGGAAAGUCCCUAACAAGAGAGCUAGUGUACACGCCCACUAAUGGCGAUGAAGUGGAGGAAUUGUACGAGCUGCUUGUGAGGGUGUGUGAAGAGUGUGGAGGUGUGGAGGGUGUAUCGAGUGGAGCUAUACUCUCAGACUACCAACGACUACGUGUGGAGAAUGUGUGCUCUCGUCUAGGUCUGGUGAGCCUCUCCUACCUGUGGCGUAGGAACCAGGAGCAGCUGCUCAGGGAGAUGAUUGAUAACGGCGUGCAGGCUAUAGUCAUCAAGGUAGCCUCUAUGGGAUUGUAUCCAGACAAGCAUCUUGGGCGGACCAUUAAAGACUUGUACUCUGACCUUUGUGAGCUGAACCGUCGCUAUGGGGUCAACGUGUGUGGGGAGGGAGGAGAGUACGAGACAUUCACUCUGGACUGCCCCCUCUACAAGAAGAGAAUUAAUUUGUUGGCUUCUGAGGUGGUAGUCACGACCUCUGACCCCUACGCUCCAGUGGGCUACCUCAAACUAACACAGCUGGCUCUUGAGACCAAAGAGCACACACCAUUUUCUCUGACAUCUUCCACCAAGAUGUGCCUAGCGUCCCCCCCUCUUCCGUCUCUGAGUCUGAGUGGGGAGCGACAAUCACAAUGUCUCCAGGAUGGUUGUCGUGUCUGGCUGGCCUUGGAUGGUGACCCCUGUGAACCCUCGACUGCCGUCCAAUCUGAACGUCUGUUUGAGGGGGCGUGCUCACGACUGUGUGCAUGUGGGUGUGAGUGGCGUGAUGCUGUGCUUGUGUACCUCUACUUGUCUGAGAUGACCGACUACCCAUGUGUCAACAGUGUGUACAAGCGGCACUUCAGUAGCGAACCACCUGCAAGGGUGUGUGUUUCCUCGUCCCUGCCUGAGGGUGUUCUGGUGAGGCUAGAGGUGGUGGUGUGGAGGUGUGAUAGUGGGCGGAGCUCCAUGCAUGUACAGUCUCACUCAGAGUGGGCCCCCGCUAAUAUUGGCCCAUACAGUCAGUCCUACACAGUUUCCGAUGUUGUAUUUGGUGCUGGACAGAUUGGAUUAGAGCCCUCGUCUAUGACAUUGGCCCCGCCCCUUUCUCAGGCCACCCUCUCUCUGACUCAUGUGCAGAGCGUCCUGGAGUCAUGUGACUCUCACCUAACCUCGGCACUGUGUGGGAUGUGCUAUUAUACAAGCCACGAGGCCAGAUGGAGUGCAAGGCAAUCAUGGCGGGAGGCCUCCAGAGUUCUUGGCAUGUCUCCCGACUGUCCCCUACUCUUCUUGCACGUACUAGACCUGCCCAGGGGGUCCUGUGUCGAGUGGCACUUUGUAGCUGUCAAGACCCCCUCCCGAGUCACAUAUAGCUGCUCAAAGGUCAGUGGUGAGGUCAUGGGAGGUGAUGCCACCAUCAGGUCAGCUGUGGACAAAGACAGGAAGGUUGGCUGCUGGACACUAACCACCAACAUUGAACUGUUUGUCCCACUGGAUAAGGUUUUGAAAUGCUGCCUGAGUCACAUGCAAGCACAGCUGAUUAAGUGUCAACUGUCUCUCUCUGAACUGUCCUACCUCCGUGUCUGCCUACCACAGUAUGCAUUGUCAGCAACUUGUGUGCCAGAGAUCAGCAAGCUGUGCAGUGGCUGUGUUGGAGGAGGGGAAAUUCCCUUGUCGGUGGUGACCACUCAAGGCUACUUGGGACAUAACAAUCAGCUGUUUGUACAAGCUUGUAAAUUUCAUGUUAUGGUUUAGUUUGAUACGUUCUCUUGUGCAUUAUUAUUUGGACACACGUGUUCUUGAAAGUUUGGAACCAGUUUAUGAUCUAUUUGGCUUAAAGUAUGCAAACUUGUUUCCAGGUGUUUGCUAGUACUUAGUUUGGUACGUUCUUUUGUGCAUUAUUAUUUGGACACAUGUUCUUGUUAUGGAAAGUUUGAAAUCAGUUUACGAUAUAAUUA
Halichondria panicea is the source of this 2216-nucleotide messenger RNA. RefSeq lists its product as uncharacterized. NCBI's taxonomy places the organism in Eukaryota, Metazoa, Porifera, Demospongiae, Suberitida, Halichondriidae. The record is from RefSeq and is a predicted model, not a curated record. The transcript has 15 exons. Gene Ontology annotation, molecular function: diphthine-ammonia ligase activity. The coding region runs from base 22 to 2013 and encodes 663 amino acids. Gene Ontology annotation, biological process: protein histidyl modification to diphthamide.